AAUCAAGGGAGAGAGAGAGAGAGUGUGACAUUGUGUGUUGUUUCUUGUUUGGAGAAGGGGUUUAUGUGGGGUUUUCAGUGUACUAUAUGUAUCUGUAGAGAGAGAGGGAGAGAGGAGUGUAGAGAGAGAGAGAGAGAGAUGGGUUCGCUCACAAAAUGGAGUGGGAAGAGGACUACACGAAGGCAAAGAAGAAGAAGGAGUUGAACCCAUAUUAAUGGAGAAUUCACAGAGGUUUUGUAUGUUCCCAAUUCGAUACCCACAAGUUUGGGAGAUGUACAAGAAGGCCGAAGCCAGUUUUUGGACCGCCGAGGAGGUGGAUCUCUCCCAGGAUGUGCAGCAGUGGGAUUCUUUGUCUGAUUCCGAGAAGCACUUUAUAAGCCAUGUAUUGGCAUUUUUUGCUGCAUCCGAUGGGAUUGUUUUGGAGAAUUUGGCUGGAAGAUUUUUAAAUGAUGUUAAAAUUCCAGAGGCUCGGGCAUUUUACGGAUUCCAAAUUGCAAUGGAGAAUAUACAUUCUGAUGUACAGAUGUACAGUUUACUUUUGGAAACAUACAUCAGGGACUCGAGGGAGAAACAUAGAUUGUUCAAUGCAGUUGAGAAUAUUCCUUGUGUUGCUCAAAAAGCCAAAUGGGCUUUGGAUUGGAUUCAAAGCUCCAGCUCAUUUGCAGAAAGAAUAGUUGCCUUUGCAUGUGUUGAAGGAAUAUUUUUCUCAGGAAGGUGGCUUUGCUUCUGUUAUUAUUUGAUGCUUUAUUGGAAAUUGAAUUUGUUGCACAAGCAAUUACAGUCGCAAAAAGUUGAUCACAUUGUUCACGAAGCUGUUGAAAUUGAGACACAGUUUGUUUGUGAAGCUCUUCCAUGUGCAUUGAUUGGCAUGAACUCAACGCUUAUGAGUCAAUAUAUAAAGUUUGUUGCUGACCGUCUUUUGGUUUCCUUAGUGUGCAAGAGAAAGUACAAUGUUGAAAAUCCCUUUGAUUGGAUGGAGUUCAUUUCAACAGAGGCCUUAAGUUCUGUUUUGAUAAAGGAAAAGCCAACUUCUUUGAGAGAAGGGUGGGUGAUUAUCAAAAAGCUUCUGUUAUGUCAAACCUACAAGAUGGUGGCAAAAAUUUCAUCUUCAAGCUGGAUGAGGACUUCUAGUGACAGAAUUUUCUUGGUUUCCAAACAAGUAUCAGGUAGAUGCUGAAACAGGGCAUUUGAAUUUUGUAACUAUUCCCUUGGUGACAUUUUACACUCAAUGCAAAGGCAUCAUCAGUUCAUUAUAUAAAGUAACUAUCCAAGAAAAAAAAUAUAUUAAUAGUCCAGCCUGCUAUUUUUAUUAUAUAUGAAAUCUGUAUUUUUUGGUUUUUAUAUAGCAUUGUUUGUUUCUUGUGGUUCUAGGAUGUGUUUGAAUCUUAGAUUUGUCCAGGAAAAAGGGAAAAUAA
Molecule: messenger RNA, 1415 nt
Organism: Camellia sinensis
Lineage: Eukaryota; Viridiplantae; Streptophyta; Magnoliopsida; Ericales; Theaceae
Source: RefSeq, a predicted model, not a curated record